Molecule: messenger RNA, 3579 nt
Organism: Acanthochromis polyacanthus (spiny chromis)
Lineage: Eukaryota; Metazoa; Chordata; Actinopteri; Pomacentridae
Gene: ankmy1
Product: ankyrin repeat and MYND domain containing 1
Exons: 20
Coding region: 182-3550 (1122 amino acids)
Molecular function (GO): protein binding
Source: RefSeq, a predicted model, not a curated record
GACUCUGCUGUUGUCAUGACGACCACUGCUUACAGGAAAGUUAAAACUCAAAUCUGACCUCAGACAGCUGAACUUCUGUUCUCUAACGAAAACUAUUAGUUAAUGUAACUCUACACUGUCUGUUGCUGUGGUUAAAUGGACACAGGUGAAUUAUCUCUAGGGAGGAUACGCCCCGGAUAAAAUGCUGUCGACGACCUGCGAAGGUGUCGUGGUAGCUGCGGGGCGAAGAGGUCCUGAGCCGGGGACAGAGAGCCAAAGACACGGACAUGGAGGCGCUUCAGCCGGUGAAGAGAGACGACAAGGACUCGGUGUCCAGGAGUGGCCCGACGGCUCCAAAUAUGAGGGAGAAUUUGUAAACGGCCUCAAACACGGUAAAGGAAGGUACACCUGGAUUAACGGAGAGUACUAUGAGGGCUCCUUCUAUAAAGACUACAAACAUGGAGCUGGACUGUACUGCUGGCCAACAGGCCACAAGUUCAUUGGCAAGUUCUACCUCAACAGAAAGGAAGGAUACGGACAGCAAGUGUUUCCCGAUGGAGCCACCUUUCAGGGUCUGUACCACACUGACCACAGGUUUGGCCCAGGUGUGGUCAGUUAUCCAGAUGGGCGACAGGAUGUGGGUCUGUGGCUCAGGGAGUGCUUGUUGAGGUUCUGCACCCCUACAGAAGAGGGCUUUAGCCUGAAGAACUUCCCUGAAUAUGCUGCGUACAUGGACUCAUCUGUCACUGCAGAUUCUCUGACCCAGCCACAUUUUCACUCCAGUGACCUACAGACAAAACCCAGAACAGACUCUAAGGUGAAAGCACACAGAGGUCUGUUGGCAGAUGAGAAUGCUAUCCUUCCCCCCGGCAUGGAGACUUACUCAACAGAUGGUGACCACUUGCCGCUUCCCCCUGGCCGAAGAAGAGAGUUGGACCAACACUUUUUUGGUGAGCUGUGGCAGCCGGAUGCUCAUCCAUACCAAGGCUAUGAGAGGGACCCACUCUCCACUCUGCCCUUACAGGCCCGCAUGCAGGCUCACACCCACAAACACAGACUGCAGGCUGUAAAUGUGGGCUGGGAUGUGGCAGCCAUUCUCUCUAUGAACAGGGAGAAUUUUGGUCCUAAAGGGCCUUUGGAAGUCCAUUCAGAACUUCUGAUUCAACACGCCUCCCGAGGAGAACUGCAGGCUGUGUCACAGAUCCUCCGGACUGGUUUGGUCCACCCUGAUGUAGCAGACUCACAAAAACACACUGCACUGAUCGCUGCCACAGUAAACUGCCAUAAUGAUGUGAUACACCUGUUGCUGGAUAUGGGUGCUGAUAUUGACAUGUUGACCUGUGAAGGCAUGUCUGCGUUGGCUGUGUGUCACGUUCUCUACUACCCUUUUAAGUCUCUGAACACCUCUUUGAUUGACCCAUCUGCCAAAACUCCAGUUGUGGAAUCUCAAUCUUCAUGUGCGAACAGUCUCCAGAUCAGCCAAGUUGACUUCACUGCAGACACAACUAUACACAGCAACAGACCUCAAACUACUGAAACAGCCUUGAGGAACCCAAGCCAACUCUCUGACCAGACAUCAGAAAAACUCUCAGAACACAUCUCGUCUCACAGCAGUGAAGUGUCCAGUGACAGUGAGCUCAUCACUGAGCGCUGGCUUGGCCUGAAUGAAACGACUGCAGAAACUGAACACUUACAGGAUGAGGAGAGAAAGGACAGGGAUGGAAGGGAUAAAGACUGUGAGGAGACAGAAAGAGGAGAAGAAAGCAGCACUGGUGAGGAUGAGAAAGAAGGCAGUUGUGAUCAAACAUGGGAAGAUGGAAAACGUGAGGUAAAAGGUAUGUUAGAAUUUAGAAAUGGGGAAGCUAAAGAGAAAGAUGUUGAGCUUGUUGAGAGCAGGGAAACUGAAUCAAGAAAAGAGGAGCAAGCGAAGCUGAAGGAAGAUGUGGAGGAUGCAGAGAAGAGAGGGAGUGGGAAUGUGCCUGAUGUGGAGCGUUCCAUUGAGGUCCUGGACGGUCACAUCACACUGGGGAGUGUGAAGUGGAAAGAAACUGGAGCUAAGGGCAAAGACACAGAUCUGGCCCUCAAACAGAGCUUUGAUUCUGCUUGUUCACUCAGCAGCUAUAACAUCCAAGUCACAGAGGGAGUGAUGCAGCGCUCAGCAGAAGCGCUGAGCCGUACAGGGUUUCCUCAGUGUUCUGACACACAGGGGACUGUACGCAAAAUGGCUGCCAUGAAAAUUGAACACCGUGUUCGUUUAAACACCUUGAAGCUGCUAUUGGAACGUGGUGCUGAUCCCAACGCAGCCAGGGUCCCCCUGCUCGUCCUCUUUUUAGCCAUCAUGGCUGCUGACACCGAGGCUGUGAGGAGGCUGCUGCUGUGUGGAGCUCGCACUGACAUUCCCCUCCCACCAGAGAAGAAAGGCCUGUAUCCCCUGCAUGUAGCUGCAGCACUGCCAGGUCCAGAAGGUCCAAGAAUCACAGAGCUGCUGCUGCACACUGUCCCUGACCCAGACACCCGGGCAUGUGACCAGGACGAGAUCUAUGAGCCAGAUAGGAUAUGUAUGAAAACUGAGGAACCUCUAAGCUCCAGUGAGAGCCCACAUCUCAAAGAAGGAGGUCGAACUGCCUUACAUGUGGCCUGUCAGAGAGACAGUGACUACCUGAAUGCCAGUAAAGUGGUGGCCCUCUUAGUCUCUCACAGCGCCAGCACAGACCUCCUGUGGAGUGGACACUCGCCUCUCUCCCUGGCUAUAGCAAGUGGAAAUGAGCUGGCGGUGGAGGAGCUGCUGAAGGGAGGUGCAGAUCCCAGCAUACCCCUGGGCUGCCGGGUGGGCAGUGCUCUAUGUGCCCUCGCCAACAUCAACUACUACUUAUGUGGCAACAGAAUUCAACUGUUGGAAAUGUUAGCUACGGCUGGUGCAGACAUCUUGAUGCCAGUUACGGUGGGUGAUGCUGUUGGAACUGCCGUCGACUAUGCACACUACUCGUUCAACCAGGACUUGCGUAUUGCCAAAACUCCUUUCCAUGUUCUGAACAUGCGGGAGAGGGAAAUAUUAAAAGCACGACGCCAGCUGCUGAGCAAGAUGGGAGAUUUGCUGAGGCGGGCUGCUGGCCAGAGGGAGAGAGAAGAACUCCUCACACUGAAUACAGGUACCAGUAGACCAGGAGAGCUCCCCAGCCGAGAAGGCUUACAAGAGAAAGCAGAAGAUCUCAGGAAACCAAAGUUUGCGUUCUGCUAUCACUGUGGCCUCUCUGUGUCUGUGAAGCUGACUGCAUGUAGCCGCUGCAACAAGGUCUUCUACUGCUCCAGGACCUGCAAACUUAAAGCCUGGAAUCAAGGACACAAGGAGGAGUGUAUCCGGGUGUCAGCCCCUGGUGAUGGCAUCAAGAAGAGGGUUGUGUUUAAAUCCCCAGCAGUCCCCAGGCCCCCGACUGUCACAUCAAAAUCUGAAACAGUACCCAGGCCACUGAGUGCCAAGUUGAAAUCCGACAGAUUACCUGAGCCCUUGAGCAUGGCAGAGAAGGUGCUGAAGGACCAGGCCAACCUGAAUGAAAACUACAGCUUCAUCUGAUGAGCAAUAAAAUUCACUUCUUUACUAAA